Molecule: messenger RNA, 1009 nt
Organism: Limulus polyphemus (Atlantic horseshoe crab)
Lineage: Eukaryota; Metazoa; Arthropoda; Merostomata; Xiphosura; Limulidae
Product: zinc finger MYND domain-containing protein 12-like
Exons: 6
Coding region: 1-861 (286 amino acids)
Molecular function (GO): protein binding
Source: RefSeq, a predicted model, not a curated record
AUGACAGCGCACAAGUUUUUAUUGAAUGGGAAGCCAUCUCUAGCUAUACCUGCAGCAAUGCAGUCACUGAGACUCGGCACUGAGGUGUAUGGUGAUGGAAGUGCUAAACUAGUGCCUUCGUUUCUGCUUCUUGCAGAAGCGUCAAUUGGUGUACAAAAACUUAUCCAAGCCCAAGAUUACAUUUCUCAGGGAGAAUGGGUGGUGAUGAGGGCCGAAAACUCAAGCCCACAGUUACUCUCCGCUCUUUACCGAACAAUGGGUCAUAUGUAUUUUGCAAGGAAUCUAAUCUCAUCUGCUCAAUAUGCUUUUGCAGAGCACAUAUACCAAUGUACAAAAUCCAAUGAAGAUAAGAUGACUAUUCAUUGUGCCACAGGCUGUUUCCAUUUGGGUUUAGUCUUACAGAAACUUGAUAACAUAGAUGGACAGUUAGCUCUUUUUCAAAAAGCUGCUUCUAUGUGGCAACAAUUUUUAAUGAUCACUGUGAGACCUACACAGACUAAAGACAAAUGCUCUGAUGGUCUGAAAGGAAAGUUCCAAAAUUUUGAUUUACAAAAUUCCAUAAAAGAUGAAGGGUUGAACAUCCUUUUAGCCAUGAAGAAAUUUUGUUCUGAGCAACUUGAGCAAAAUGAGGAGGAUGUGAAAGUUUGGAAAUUAAAUUUUACUGUUCAUCAUGCUUUGGCACUGCUAUAUUUUGUAGGUGACAGAUUUCAAGAGGCCAAGCAAUGUUGUAAAAAAGGCUUGUCAGCUGCUAAAAAAUGUUCUAAAGAAGCAAAGAUCUCAUCUGAGGAAGAGCAACAUUUGCAGGAGUACUUAUCUCAUCUUGACACAAUAUCCAUACACAGCUGCACAACAAAACAAUGAGGGUUUAGCCAUUUUCACCAUAAUGUAAAAAGCACUUAAUUGUUCCUUGCAUUGAAAAAGUCUGUAUCGAGUGAUAAAAACUACUAUACUACAUUAUCUUACUUUCUUUUUUGUUCUACACUUUUUGGUGUAUCUUCUCAAUUAAAGA